AUGUCGCGGGUCAAAUUCGCAGGUUCAUCCUUAGAACAAAUUGCAAUAUCACGCAAAAACGCACAAAAUCUAAUAACUCAUCGACGCGAAAUCACACAAAUUUACAUCGCGAUAAAAACUCUAUACAGAAUGUUCUCAAACACUACCGAUUUUCUCGUAUUCGUCGGCGCCAUGCUGAUCCAAAUGUUCGAGAUGGGGUCGCGAGAAGUAGUAAUGCGGGAUCUGGUACAUCCAAAACACCUCAAAAUUAUACUUGGUACCAUUUUCGAUCUCUGGGAAGAAAUUGAUGCGUUAUUCAACGAAAAAAACGUGUCGACAAGCGAUCCAUGGCAAGGCUGUACCCCAAGGUAG
This is a messenger RNA of Ambispora gerdemannii, 351 nucleotides long. The record is from the annotation of a GenBank genome assembly. Lineage: Eukaryota; Fungi; Glomeromycota; Glomeromycetes; Archaeosporales; Ambisporaceae.